AAGUCGCCUAACCUAAGGCAUUAAGAUUAAGCGGACUAACGAUGUUGCUGGCUUCGGAAGACAAAUUCCCCGCUGAUACGGCAAAUACACGCUCGUCGCCGAGAUUAAUCUCCGAGCCGUUAUACCGGCAUCUCUUAGGGGAGCUUCUUGGAGUUGUAGCGUUGUUCUCUCGUACUAUAUUCCGUAAACAUAUCCUAGAUAACUAACCCAGAUAACUAACAUGCAGAUAAAAAGGCUAUACAAGUCUAGUUAAUCGAACGAUAACAGAUCAAGUUAAAUUCAAUGUUCCAAUUAUCACAUCAUCCCAAUAGCUUCAUACCGUACCUACCUAACCUACAUAUGUGUGCAGGCAUACAAAUAUCACGUCAUGUGACGUUUUCAAGGUUAUCGGGUCUACCCGAAUCUCGUGCAUUUCUGAUGAUCCCAUCCCCAAUCCAUUAACCUACCUGCAUAGUACCUACAUAACAUACAUACAUAGAAGCCUUCUUUUACAUUGGGCACCUAACGUACCUAGGUAUUAACCAAACUCAAGGGUAUCCACCCUAAACAACAACAUGUCUAUCACCAACAACAGCAACAACACCACAUCCCCAGCCACUCCCAAGACCAUGCGAGCCUGGGUAUACACCUCGACGCGCGGAGGCAUCGAGAAGAACAUCCAUCUAAUCAGCGACGCGCCGCUCCCCUUCCUCCCCAAGGACGCCAUCCUCGUCAAGGUCCACUACAGCUCCCUCAACCCAGCCGACUACAAGUUCCCCGAGCUAGGCCUGCCCAUGCGCGCGCUGAUCCCCACCCCCGCCUCCCCCGGCAUGGACUUCUCCGGCGUCGUCGCCCAGGUCGGCGACUCCGUCGACGCCUUGCGCGCCGGCGACGCCGUCUUCGGCCGGAUCCCGCCCACCAAGCACGGCUCGCUCGGGGAGUACGUGUGCGCGCGCCUCGACGGCUGCGCCGCCGUGCCCGCCGGCGUAUCCCUCCAGGACGCGAGCUGCAUCGGGACGGCAGCCCAGACCGCGUACCAGUGCAUCGCGCCCAACGUCAGCCCCGGCGACAAGGUCUUCGUCAACGGCGGCAGCGGCGGCACAGGCACCUUCGGCAUCCAGAUCGCAAAGGCCCUGGGCUGCCACGUGACUGCGAGUUGCUCCGGCAAGAACGCCGACCUGUGCCGCAGCCUCGGCGCCGACGAGGUCGUCGACUACACCGCCGAGGACGUCAGCCAAGUCCUAAAGGCCAAGGGCCAGGUCUACCAGCUGGUCGUCGACAACGUCGGCACGCCGGCCGAUCUACAUAAAGCAGCCGACCACUUCCUGCGCCCCGACGGGAAAUUCGUGCAGAUUGGUGGUGAGUUUACCAUGGCGAAUAUCACCACCGUUAUGUCGAGGGGGCUCCUACCUUCCUUCCUAGGCGGUGGCAAAAGAAAGUGGCAGUAUCUUGUUACGAGCAAUACCCAUGCCGACCUUGAGCAGAUCGCCAAAUGGAUGAGUGAAGGCAAGGUCAAGGCUAUCAUCGACGAGGUGUUCCAGUACGAAGACGCACCCAAGGCUUUCGAGAAGCUGAGGACGGGACGCGCCAAGGGGAAGAUUGUAAUUAAAUCCACUGCGUAAGGCUCUCGAAUUUGCGAAACGCGAGGCGGGUAUGUACCAAAAAAACAUGAAAGUUUACGAGACAACAUCUUAGACGCUGGUAAGAACUAAGAGGACAGAAUGUCAAGAAUGUAAUGAUCAUAAUGGAUUGCAGUGCUACUAUCAGAUAAGCAAUCAUGAUGGUACAUCCGACAUAUUAGUCUUGUCUAUUGAUAAAAUAUAUAUUAUAUACUAAGCAGAAAUAGGAGAUAACCAUACUCCUAACAUUGGGCCGUAAGGAUCUCUUUCCAGACCGUCCAAGGUAGCACGUAUAUCUAUUCCCUUCGUCUUUCUAGGUGUCUAUAGCCGAGAGCUUCUUAUC
Molecule: messenger RNA, 1941 nt
Organism: Daldinia decipiens
Lineage: Eukaryota; Fungi; Ascomycota; Sordariomycetes; Xylariales; Hypoxylaceae
Product: reticulon-4-interacting protein 1, mitochondrial precursor
Exons: 1
Coding region: 555-1601 (348 amino acids)
Cellular component (GO): mitochondrion
Molecular function (GO): oxidoreductase activity
Source: RefSeq, a predicted model, not a curated record